UUUGUCUCCGAUCGUUCCGUGUCCAGGGAACUCGCCAUGGAGACGCGCUCCGGCACCAGGGAGGGGGCAGAGACGUGGGGUGGGGAGGUCGGAGACAGGGAGAGACCCGGAGAGACGGAAAGAUAGCGGAAGACCCAGGAAACCAGACCCUCGCCCCCGCGCCCAGCACCGAUGGGGCUCCCGAGGCCCAUCCAGGAGGGGAGAAGACCGCAGACCCCGGCCCUAGCCCGCCCCCAUGAGACAUUGGGACCCCCGAGACACAGAGACGGAGGAGGCGGGUGCUCGGGAGGCGGGGACCGCACGCUGGGGGCCUGACCAGGACACCUACGCAAGCGGCGCCCCCGACGCGCCGAGACAAAGAGCCCUAGCCCCUUGCAUCGCAUCUAGGGCGCGGCGGGCUCGGGGUCUCGGGGCGGGCGGGGUCCCCUCCGCCUCCGCCUCCCCCUCCCAUCUUCCCUCCGCCCCCGCGGAGGAGGGGCCGGGCUUUGUGCUCCGCUCCGCAGCCCCGGCCACCGCGGCCGCCAGCUCCGCCCUCCGAGCGCCGAAGCGCCAGGUGAGGGGCCUGCGGGCGGAGGUCUCGGACCCCACCCUCCUCCGGCCCCCGAUUCCUCUGUUCUCCCGGAGGCCCCCGCCCUGACGCGGCGGCCGGGAGACCCUUAAACCAGGCCGGCCCCGCCUUCUUUGCCGAGCCCCUCCCGACCCCCAUUCGGGGUGUGGGGGUGCCGCCAGCCGGAUUGUUUGGCAGGGCCGCAGUGCGCAGGGGAGGCCGUGGGGACAUCCCUCUCCCCUGGCCUCAGUUUCCCUAGGCAGUGCCUGCGCUUCGUUGCCCUUCCCUCCCCCGCCGUCGCCCAGCACCGGGUGCCCCCAGGACUCAGCUCCCCUCCUCCAACCACGGCCUGUGGCGCCCGCGGCACCAUGAUCUCUACCAAGGAGAAGAAUAAAAGCCCCAAGGACAGCAUGACGCUUCUGCCCUGCUUCUACUUUGUGGAGCUGUCUCUGUGCAGCUGCCCAUUGUGGCAUCCUCCAUCGUGUCCCUGUACUUCCUGGAGCUGACCGACCUCUUCAAGCCAGCCAAGGUGGGUUUCCAGUGUUACGACCGCGCGCUGUCCAUGCCCUACGUGGACACCAGCGAGGAACUCAUUCCGCUGCUCAUGCUGCUCAGCUUGGCCUUUGCCGCCCCUGCGGCCUCGAUCAUGGUGGGCGAGGGCAUGCUGUACUGCCUGCAGUCACGGCUGUGGGGACGCGGACGGGGCCCGGACGGGGCCGAGGGUAGCAUCAACGCUGCUGGUUGCAACUUCAACUCCUUCCUGCGGCGCACUGUACGCUUUGUGGGUGUCCAUGUGUUCGGCCUGUGUGCCACGGCCUUGGUGACCGACAUCAUCCAGCUGGCCACGGGCUACCACACACCCUUCUUCCUGACGGUCUGCAAGCCCAACUACACGCUGCUGGGCACCUCGUGCGAGGCCAACCCCUACAUCACGCAGGACAUCUGCUCUGGCCAUGACACCCACGCCAUCCUGUCUGCAUGCAAGACCUUCCCGUCCCAGCACGCCACGCUGUCUGCCUUCGCUGCAGUCUACGUGUCGAUGUACUUCAACUCGGUCAUCUCGGACACAACCAAGCUGCUCAAGCCCAGCCUGGUGUUCGCCUUCGCCAUUGCCGCGGGUGUCUGCGGCCUCACUCAGAUCACACAGUACCGCAGCCAUCCCGUUGACGUUUAUGCUGGCUUUCUCAUCGGCGCCGGCAUCGCUGCCUACCUGGCCUGCCAUGCGGUGGGCAACUUCCAGGCCCUGCCCGCAGAGAAGCCGCCGGCUCCACCGCCUGCCAAAGAUGCGCUGCGGGCCCUGACCCAGCGGGGUCACGACUCCGUGUACCAGCAGAACAAGUCCGUGAGUACGGACGAGCUGGGCCCACCGGGGCGGCUUGAGGGCGUGCCACGGCCUGUGGCCCGCGAGAAGACCUCGCUGGGCAGCCUGAAGCGGGCCAGUGUAGACGUGGACCUGCUGGCCCCGCGCAGCCCCAUGGGCAAGGAGAACAUGGUGACUUUCAGCCACACGCUGCCCCGCGUCAGCACGCCCUCACUUGAUGACCCCGCCCGCCGUCACAUGACCAUCCACGUGCCACUGGAUGCCUCACGCUCCAAGCAGCUCAUCAGCGAGUGGAAGCAGAAGUCGCUGGAGGGCCGCGGCCUGGGGCUGCCGGAGGAGGCCAGCCCGGGGCACCUGCGAGCGCCCGCUGAGCCCAUGGCAGAGGAGGAGGAGGAGGAGGAGGAAGAGGAAGAGGAGGAGGAGGAGGAGGAGGAGGGGGAGGAAGAGGGCCCAGCUCCGCCCUCACUCUACCCCACGGUCCAGGCACGGCCAGGGCUCGGGCCACGGGUCAUUCUCCCCCCAAGGGCAGGGCCGCAGCCGCUGGUGCACAUCCCCGAGGAAGGAUUGCAGGCGGCAGCCGUCCUGUCCCCCAAGAGCAGCACAGCGGUGAGGGCUAAGUGGCUCAUGAUGGCUGAGAAGAGCGCGGCGGCUGUGGCGGCGGCCCCCACCCAGCCACGCGUGGCUAACCCGCCCCGGCUGCUACAGGUGAUUGCCAUGUCCAAGGCUCCGGGUGGGCCGGGCCCCAAAGCAGCUGAGACAGCCUCGUCCUCCAGCGCCAGCUCCGACUCCUCGCAGUACAGGUCGCCUUCAGAUCGCGACUCAGCCAGCAUCGUUACCAUCGACGCGCAUGCGCCUCACCAUCCCGUGGUCCACCUGUCUGCGGGUAAUGGGCCCUGGGAGUGGAAGGCGGCGGGCGGCGGAGCCAAGGGGUCAGAGGGCGAAGGAGGCUACGAGCUAGGGGACCUGGCUCGCGGCUUCCGUGGCGGGCCCAAGCCACCGGGUGUGUCUCCUGGCUCAUCCGUCAGUGACGUGGACCAGGAGGAGCCUCGGUUUGGGGCUAUGGCCACAGUCAACCUGGCCACAGGGGAGGGUCUGCCCCCACUGGGGGUGGCUGACGGGGCGCUGGGGCCGGCCAGCCGCGAGUCCACGCUGCGACGCAAAGCGGGUGGCCUGGCGCUGGGCGAGCGGGAGAUGGCGGGCCACUCGGAGGCUGAGAGCUACUACCGAAAGAUGCAGGCGGCCCGCAGGUUCAAGGACUGACUGCCCGGCGUUCUGCUGGCUGGUGGGGUGGGGGGAGCAUGGGGUGCUGGGAUGUAGGGAAGGAGGGCUGGGUGGGGGCAUUCCAUAACAAUAAAGUCUGAUAUUGGAGUGCCGGCUGCAAUUAUUCCUGAGGACCCACACUUGCCAGCCUGGCCAUGCCCGUGGUCCUGGCUCGCUCUGGGUUCAGGGGGUUUGUCUGGGGGUCCAGAUUUGAAUGGUGGGAAGCUACACGUCCUUGUAGGAACACCAAGGAGCAAGGCAAGGGGCCCCACCUAGUGCACCUAAAGAUAAGGGUUACAGUAAGUCCCAGCUGGGGCGGUUUGUGAUCUAGAGCGCUUUGAAAGCGGCCCCACUUCAGACACAA
Molecule: messenger RNA, 3492 nt
Organism: Rhinolophus ferrumequinum (greater horseshoe bat)
Lineage: Eukaryota; Metazoa; Chordata; Mammalia; Chiroptera; Rhinolophidae
Gene: PLPPR3
Product: phospholipid phosphatase related 3
Exons: 7
Coding region: 1110-3128 (672 amino acids)
Biological process (GO): signal transduction; phospholipid dephosphorylation; phospholipid metabolic process
Molecular function (GO): phosphatidate phosphatase activity
Source: RefSeq, a predicted model, not a curated record